UUUAAUUUUUCAGCCCUGAAACAUAUCAAAACGAUUUCAUUUGACAGUUAUUUUUUCACAUUUCAGUAUUACAAAAAUUGACAAUCGGAAAAAUAAAACCUAUACCGAAGUAGAGAAACAGACGAUUCUUUUUGUCGACAAUUAGUAUAAAGUAAUUACGGGAGGCGUAGUUAUAUUUACUACUUACAAAUAUCUGUAACCAAAGUCUUUAACCCACGACUUUCCCUCAGGGCCAGCCACUUCAAUUACUUUAAUAUCUCAAAGAAAGAACGUAGAGGAUUGUUAUUCAUAAAAAUUUAGUUAAAUUAACCGUCAUUUUGUGGGUCAAAUUUGGUCAACAAAAGCCAUAUGCCGUGUAUGGACAUUGCAUUAUUUGCUUGUGAUAUUGCAAGACUACUCUGAUUGCAAAACUGUCUGGUACUCUUAAUUGUUCAUAUUUAUGAAUAUGAAUAUAUAUCUCUUUCAGUCCAAGCACGUAAAAUAUUCCAGUAUAAUUUAUUUACACAAAUUAUCACAGGAAAAAAGAAAACUAAUACAUGACAAUAAUGUUCUUUCUUAUUCAAAAAGUUUAGUCUGACGGCAUGGGUCCAAUACUAGAUUUGAAAAAGGUGAAACGUAAGAGAAGAGGAGCAGAUAUUGAAAAUGAUUCCGAACCUUUGCAAAUGGAUGUUCUGCACAUGUCGCUAGACGACAUUAUAGCGGCUCGUAAACAAAAUAAAACUGGUGGUUUGAUUGGUCGGGAUGUCCGUGGCGGUCCGGGUAAAAGGUUGGCUCGCUUGAGCAGACACCAGUGGCAUUUAAGACAAGUAGUAAGGCGUAUUAAUUCGGAUAUCGCUAUUCCAACUCGUAUUGGUAUCACCAAUCUGUCAUACCUAGUGAAUGAAAGUGAUCUUAAGUCUCUAUUUAGCGAGAUAGGCCCCAUCGACUAUGUUACUGUCUACUACAAUAGUUAUGGUUCAUUUCUAGGUAUGGCAGAAGUAAUUUACAAGAGCAGACGGGAUGCUAAUGCUGCGAUCAAGCGUUUUAAUAAUGUGAAGUUGGAUAACCGUAAAAUACACAUUCACCUAUUACCAGAUAGGCGCCAUACCUGUUCGGCGUGUUUUUACAGCAGACAAAAAAAUAAACGCCUACAGAAUGUGAACGCGAAUGUACGCAGGCGGUUUAUGAAUGCGAAUGUACGCAGGUGGAAUAAGAAUGCGAAUAUACGCAAACAGAAUGGAAACUCAAACGCAAAUAGUACUGAAUCUAAUCAACUACGUAAAGAACUUGAUAAUGAAUUGGAUGAAUACGCAAAAAGAUUUUCAAAAAUAUCGAUUUUAUAAUUACAUGAUUUGGAAUUCUUAUUACUUCUUAUUAUGAAGUCCGUAUUCAGUAUUUCAUAAAGACUUCAGUUAAAUAUGGCUUUUACCUUAAAUAUAAAAUUAAAAAUAGUAGAAAUAGCACUGAAACAUUUGUUUGUUUGUUUGAUAUGAAUACAGUUCCUUAUAUUCCGAAAUAUUCCGAACGCCCCAAAUGAGAAGUUCCCUGGGGAAAG
This is a messenger RNA of Teleopsis dalmanni, 1534 nucleotides long. Its product is annotated as THO complex subunit 4B-like. The record is from RefSeq and is a predicted model, not a curated record. Gene Ontology annotation, molecular function: mRNA binding. Bases 582 to 1322 code for a protein of 246 amino acids. Gene Ontology annotation, biological process: mRNA export from nucleus. The transcript has 4 exons. NCBI's taxonomy places the organism in Eukaryota, Metazoa, Arthropoda, Insecta, Diptera, Diopsidae. Gene Ontology annotation, cellular component: nucleus.